UUGCUCGUUCAGUUACCCAACACUAGUUUAGCGCACUUGCCGGUUCACUCAGUGCGUCUAGAUCGAUGGUGGAAGGCGCACGUCUCAAGUUCACUCACAUUUGAACUUUCGCAAUAACUUGUAAACUUUUAAGUGCGAGGACGACCGGUUAAAAAAUGACGGCAGCCACUUUAGUUCAGCCCACGGGUGAACUGUGGAAGAAGACCAGAAUCGAGCUGAAUGAAGAUCAAAACACGAAGGACCGUGAUCUCGACAUCAUAAAGGAGUGGCUGAGAAAGCAGCCGCAUUUGCCGGAUGAGUUUGACGAGCAAUGCCUCCGUAACUUCCUUCGUGGCUGCAGCUAUUCCCUGGAGAAGACCAAGCGGAAGCUGGACAUGUACUUCACCAUGCGGGCCGCGUGCCCCGAAUACUUCUGCAACCGCGACAUGAACCGGCCGGAGUUGAUGGAUCUGGCUAACAGAGCUCAAGGACCACCGCUGCCAGGCCUGACCCCCAACGGGCGACGUGUCACUAUCUGCAGAGGAAUAGACAAGAAUGUUGACACCCAUCAGCUGAUCGAUGCGUUCAAGAUGGCCAUGAUGAUCGGUGAUGUGCGACUGAAAGAGGAGAUAGAGGGAGUUGGAGGAGAUGUGUACGUUCUAGACGCUUCUGUCGUGGCUCCAAGCCACUUGGCCAAGAUUUCGCCCACCGCUGUGAAAAAGUUCUUGAUUUGCGUGCAGGAAGCCUACCCAGUGAAGCUGAAAGAGGUGCACAUAGUAAACGCGUCGCCACUCAUCGACAAAAUCAUCAACUUCGUAAAACCUUUCCUCAAGGAGAAAAUCAGGAAACGGAUCUUCUGCCACACGGACUUCUCGACUCUGUACGAACACGUCCCACAGGAGAUGCUCCCGGAAGAGUAUGGUGGCAACGGAGGAUCCCUUGCUGAUAUUAACAAAGCGUGGCACGCGAAGCUGAUCGAAUACACCCCCUGGUUCAAGGCCCAGGAGUCAGUGAAGGCGAACGAAGCCCUCCGGCCCGGGCGGCCCACCAACUACGACGAGCUUUUUGGCAUCGACGGCUCCUUUAGACAGCUCUCUAUAGACUAGAAUGUAUUG
This is a messenger RNA of Cydia amplana, 1094 nucleotides long. RefSeq names its product alpha-tocopherol transfer protein-like. Gene Ontology annotation, molecular function: phosphatidylinositol bisphosphate binding. Bases 156 to 1085 code for a protein of 309 amino acids. The record is from RefSeq and is a predicted model, not a curated record. Lineage: Eukaryota; Metazoa; Arthropoda; Insecta; Lepidoptera; Tortricidae. The transcript has 8 exons. Gene Ontology annotation, cellular component: membrane.